AUGUUCCAGAUCCAGGACUGCGUGAAGUACGUGGAGAAGAAGAGGCCAAGUCACAUCCAUUUCCUCGAAGCCCACCCAUUCCCCGAGGCCCUUCCGCUUCCGCACCAUUUGCUGCUCGGAGUUCGUGUGGACGAGCCGCAUGGCGGCGAACAGAAUACGCCGGACUCCACCGACGACACUGGCGACAAGCCUCUUCGCGCCGUGGCUUCGUCGACCGAUUUGGACACGCUGGGUGAGGGCGAGGACAACAGCCAGCAGACGCCGAACAAGGAGGUGAAGAAGCCGGUGAAGGGCGAGACGUCCGACGAGACGCCGCAGAAGCCCCAAAAGACCGGACGCCCCCGUCCGGAGACGCUCGACUUCAUCCAGGUGGAUGAGAAUGUCGACCCAAACCCGGCGCUGCCCACCCCUCCACCGAACAGCCCACAGCCGCCGGCGGUCGCUGUUGCCAGCGAGUACCUGUUUCUCCUGCAGGAGCCCACCGACAACAUUGGCGACACGUCUCUUCACGACGUGGCUUCGUCGGCUGAGCUGGCCACGCAGGGCCCGGGCGAGAGCAAGCGCUCCAACAUGCAGAACAUCGACGUCAUCCCGCUCGAGAUCCCAGUGACCCUCAUCCACCCCAAGCUCAACUCUCUUCAGGCCGAUGAGAAUGAGCAGUUCAACGCCAAGCAGGGUAACGAGGAGGUGCGCAAGGACAAGGCCAACGACAAGAGCAACGACUUGGACAAGCAGGACGGGACC
Mesorhabditis spiculigera is the source of this 744-nucleotide messenger RNA. Lineage: Eukaryota; Metazoa; Nematoda; Chromadorea; Rhabditida; Rhabditidae. The record is from the annotation of a GenBank genome assembly.